Molecule: messenger RNA, 829 nt
Organism: Dendrobium catenatum
Lineage: Eukaryota; Viridiplantae; Streptophyta; Magnoliopsida; Asparagales; Orchidaceae
Product: 1,4-dihydroxy-2-naphthoyl-CoA thioesterase 1
Exons: 3
Coding region: 117-602 (161 amino acids)
Biological process (GO): phylloquinone biosynthetic process
Cellular component (GO): peroxisome
Molecular function (GO): 1,4-dihydroxy-2-naphthoyl-CoA thioesterase activity
Source: RefSeq, a predicted model, not a curated record
AAAUAAUUUAUCUGGUCACUCAGCUGACGUCUAUCUGAGCGUACAAGUCCAUCGAUUCACUUCACCCAUUUCCAUUUCGCCUGCUUCUCCCCGAUCGUCAACGAGAGCCCGCCAGGAUGACCGGAAAAUCUCCUCCGCCAUCCAAGACGGCGUCGCUCGACCGCCCUCUACACGCCGUGGGCUUUCAAUACGACCUCCUUUCCUCGGAAAGGCUCACCGGCCACCUCACCAUCACUGAAUCAUGCUGCCAGCCGUUCAAGGUUCUGCACGGCGGCGUGACAGCGAUGAUAGCGGAGGGCAUGGCGAGCAUGGGUGCAUAUAUUAACUCCGGCUUCAAACGCGUCGCUGGCGUCCAGCUCUCCACUAACCAUAUCAGAGCAGCCCAGCUUGGCGAGCUUGUUCAUGUUGAGGCCAUCCCUAUUCAGCAAGGCAGAACCAUUCAGGUAUGGGAAGUGCAACUAUGGAAGAUCGACCCUUACAUCUCAGGUGACAAGAAAAGGCUAUUGCUAUCAACGUCUAGGGUUACACUGCUAAGUAACUUACCAUCAUUCAAGGAGAUGAAAGGCUUUGAAGAUACUGUGAAGAAGUAUGCUAAGCUGUGAGAUGAUUUGACAGAACUGUUCUGUUCUGUAUCACAUAUUUGUUUAUGAUUAUGACUGCAUGUUAGCUAGCCUAUGAAUCUGUGUCAAGUAACGGAUUUCAACUGAAAUCCCGUUUGUACAUCUAGUAGUAUACAUACCUUCAAGGUUAAGAGAAUGUACACCACUUUUCCUUUACGAGUAGAGGGCGUUAAAAUGCAGCAGGCGAUGAUCAUCUAGUUUUUUUUCAA